AUGGCACGCCACGCGGGGGCGUCCGGGGUGGUCUUCGCGUCCAGAGUGGGGGAGGGGGGGGAGCUGCACCCGCCCGGUCUCGUCGUGGCUACGCGGCUUAGGGGCGGCGCCGCGUGCCCGCAGGACAUUGGCUGGAGGCUGAGCGGCCAGAAGGGCAGCCUGGCCGAGGGGGUGGUUGCGGCGCGCCACUUCAACGAGGUGCAGAUCUCGGGCGACCUCGUCAUCAAGACGGCCGCCACCUCGGUGCUGCGUGGCGAGAUGUUCUUCUACAGCCGCAUGCCGGCGCGCGCCGCCUCCGCCGACAUCGCCGACCUCUUCCCCCGCCUCCUCUCCUCGUCGGACGACAAGGACAAGGAGGGGCGACCCCACUCGACGUCGCGCAACGGGACGCCGCCCGUCCUGAGCGCGCCGCCAAACCGGCGGCGCCCUGCCCGCGAAGCCGUCGCCGCUCGCGCGGGCAACGUCUCCUCGAUGACGCUGCAGCGCGUGAGCGGCGUCACCUUUUCGCACCUCGUCACGCGGCUGCACUCCUCCGAGGGCGACCCGGCCUCGCUCCUGCCCGAGGCGGAGGUCGACCUGGGCGCGAACUACCUGCCCAAGCUCCGCAAGCGCUACUCGACCCACGAGUCGCUCUACACGCGCUACUCGACCCACGAGUCGCUCUACACGUCGCUCUGCCCGACGGCGCCGCAGAUGCACGCCAAGAUCUGCUCGGAGCUGGAGCUCUACAUGGCGUCGAGGCGGUUCCGCCACGCGCGCGCGCGCGUCAUCCAUGGAGACCCCGUCUUCUCGAACGUGCUGCUCACCGACGCGCCCUCCGUCUUCCUGCUCGACAUGCGCGGCGAGGUCGGCAGCACGCUCACGCUGCAGGGCGACAUGCUGUACGACCUGUCCAAGGUGUACCAGUCGCUGCUCGGCUACGACUUCAUCAUCCUCAACCAGCCGCUCAACGAGCGAGACGCCGAGAUCCUCGAGGAGCUGCGCGGCGAGUUCGCCGCCUUUGUCGCCGCGGAGUACGCCGACGAGGGCGUCGAGAUGCACGACGUCGUCAAGCUGACCGCGUCGCACUACUUUGGCAUCGUGCCGCUCCACCAGAACCAGAGCCACCGGCUCGCGUACCUCGAGACGUGCAAGGCGCUCCUCUCGUCGCUACCGCCGUAG
This is a messenger RNA of Emiliania huxleyi CCMP1516, 1161 nucleotides long. RefSeq lists its product as hypothetical. The record is from RefSeq and is a predicted model, not a curated record. Lineage: Eukaryota; Haptophyta; Isochrysidales; Noelaerhabdaceae. Bases 1 to 1161 code for a protein of 386 amino acids. The transcript is spliced from 8 exons.